AUCUUCUUUAAGAAUAUUUUAUAAUACCCAUCUGAGAUCAUCUGUCUCCUCUGGGUCAGAUUUGGAUGUUGUUGUCUUCAGAGGAAGACGUCCUCUGUCCUCCAGGUGGAGGUGCCAGUGGAUAUUCACUCUAAGAGAAAUGAUCUAAACAUGUUGUCAGAGAUGGACUGACUUGAAAUGAUUAAACUAAAAACUGUUUGUCAAAUAAAUGCAUGAAGCUGAGAGGAGGUGAUUGUGUGUGUUCAGGUGUGUGCAGGUAUAUAAACAUGUGUUUAGGUGUGCUCAGGUGCAGCAGCUCCCCUGUGAUUGGUUGCAGCUGUGCAGCUCUUCCUGCUCAGAUCAGUCAGAUGUUUGAUCCUCAUGGACGAGUCGGCGUUGGAGCAUUACUUCGAUGACUCCAUCGCGAAUAUUUCUGUGCAGGAUUCUGCCCUUGAGUUGAAGGAGGGGCUUAGCGUUCCAAGCGCUGCCCUCGACACACAUGGCCCCACCCCCAGUGUGCAGGACUCCUCCUCCUUCCCAUCAGGUGACCCUGGAGCGAGCGACGACCUGGACCUCAGCUUCCUCCCCGACGAGCUCAGCACUCAGGAUGAAACCAGCCACAACCACACAGAGGCCGAAGCUCUGGACGUGUCUCAGGACAGCGCCAUCUGUCUGGACUACAAUUCCCAGGAUUCCACAACAGUGGAGCCCCAGCAGGAGGCGGCCAUGUUGAGGCUGGAAACAGGGGCCUCCCCCUUUUGCCCCAUGACCCCCAUGACCCCCAUGACCCCUAUGACCCCUGUGACUGAGAAAUCAGGAAUCAUCCCACAGCUGCAGAACAUCGUCUCCACUGUGAAUCUGGGAUGUCCUCUGGACCUGAAGUUCAUCGCUCUGCAAGCCAGGAAUGCAGAGUACAACCCAAAGCGCUUCGCCGCCGUCAUCAUGAGGAUCCGGGAGCCCAGGACCACAGCGCUGAUCUUCAGCUCGGGGAAGAUGGUCUGUACCGGAGCCAAGAGUGAGGAUCAGUCUCGGCUGGCGGCACGGAAAUACGCCCGCGUGGUCCAGAAGCUCGGAUUCCCCGCUCGAUUCCUGGACUUCAAGAUCCAGAACAUGGUGGCCAGCUGUGACGUAUGUUUCCCCAUCAGACUGGAAGGACUGGUUCUGACCCACCAGCAGUUCAGCAGUUAUGAGCCAGAGUUGUUUCCCGGCCUCAUCUACCGGAUGGUCAAACCUCGUAUCGUUCUGCUCAUCUUUGUGUCUGGGAAGGUGGUUCUGACCGGAGCUAAAGAGAGAGCUGAGAUCUACGACGCAUUCGAGAACAUUUACCCAAUUCUGAAAGGCUUCAGGAAGCAGUGAGGAAAUAUAAGUUUGGAUUUGAGUUGUUGACUUUGUUUGUUUCUGUGUUAAUAUUUCCAUCAGAAAAUAAAUCUCAGUUUAGAAAGCGUCA
Molecule: messenger RNA, 1426 nt
Organism: Mugil cephalus (flathead mullet)
Lineage: Eukaryota; Metazoa; Chordata; Actinopteri; Mugiliformes; Mugilidae
Gene: tbpl2
Product: TATA box binding protein like 2
Exons: 8
Coding region: 361-1335 (324 amino acids)
Biological process (GO): DNA-templated transcription initiation
Molecular function (GO): DNA binding; RNA polymerase II general transcription initiation factor activity
Source: RefSeq, a predicted model, not a curated record